Messenger RNA from Rhipicephalus microplus (southern cattle tick), 1104 nucleotides. RefSeq names its product piggyBac transposable element-derived protein 4. The record is from RefSeq and is a predicted model, not a curated record. NCBI's taxonomy places the organism in Eukaryota, Metazoa, Arthropoda, Arachnida, Ixodida, Ixodidae.
AUGGCCGCCUUUUCACCGAGUGCCUUCUACGGCGGUAAUUCUGAAGCUUGUAGCGAAAGCGAAGACGGUUUUAGUGACGAAGACAACUAUGUGGCUCCUUCAGAUACUGAAGAAAGUGAUCCUACAGAAGCCAGCCAGGAAGAAAACGAGGACGGUAGAGACGGUGGAAACAACCAGAACAACACAGGACCACGUGUAACCGACUGGACAGCCUACUUGGAUAAUUUACCAGAUUUAGACCCUCUUCCCUUCACUGUCGCGAACCCGGGAUCUCAAGUAAGCUCUUUCAAUGUAAAGUGCGAGAUGGACUACUUUCAGUUGUUCUUCACCGACCAGCUGAUUGAGCAAAUAGUGCGCGAAACAAACCGCUACGCCCGUGAUAAAAUCUCGAGUGCCGGUGUUCUUCAGCAGUACUUGAUUUGGAAUGACUGGGAAGAUGUGCGCGUGCAAGAAUUCAAAGCAUUCCUAGGGGUUAUAGUGAACAUAACCUUGAACCCCAAAUCGGAGCAGAAGGAAUACUUUAGCAACGACCUCCUCAAGAAGAUGCCUUUUUUCCCACACGUUUUCAAACGAAAAAGGUUUCUUCUAAUAUUUUGGAUGCUGCACGUUGCACCAAGCCCGCAUACCUCUUCAGGUCCACCAACUCGUGGAAGCAAGAUCAGGGAUGUUGUGACCUACAUAGAUGCUAAAUGCAGAGAGCAUUGCAACGCCGGCCCCAAAAUUUGCGUAUAUGAAAGUACUGUCGGCUUGAAAGGCCGAGCUUCAUUCAAGUGCUACAAUCCCCAGAAGCCAACAAAAUGGGGCAUGCGCGUUUAUGCGCUGGCUGACUGCCAAACAGGCUACAUUUCGGCCUUUGAACCAUACUACGGCAGCACAACAACUGAUAGCUUCUGCUGUCCCGAGCUUCCCUUCACAUGCAGGAUUGUGCUCCACCUGCUGGAGGAAGUGGAGCAAGUUACACCGGGCAGUGGCUAUCAUCUGUAUACGGACAGAUUUUAUACGUCCCCAAUGCUUGCGGAAGAGUUACUUUCGCACAAUAUUUUGCUAACUGGGACUGUGAUGACAAAUCGAAAACAAAUGCCACAGCAGCUCAAGAAAAGAUGA